AAUAUCUCGUUCUAUUACAUGUGCCUAAUUUAUCAUCUUAUUUUCCUUGCAACAAUCAUUCCAUUAUCUUUUGAAGUUUACAUGAGCUGGACCAGAAAAUACAGUGACUCAGAUGUGAAUCUGUUCCUUAUAUGGUUUAAUUUAGACUGUUAUAUUUUGUUCGUUUAAUGGAUGAGCAAAUGAACUUUUAGACAAUUUUAUUUGUGUUCAUCAUAAUGGAGAACAAAUGAGGUUCAAAAUUCUUAAUUAUUUAAUGUGAUGAUAAACUUCGAUGGUGUUAAUUUUUGUUUUAAAAUUUUGAUUUUGAACUCCCUCUUUAUCUCUUAUGAGGUUUGAAUGUUUUAGGAGCUGACUUGACAUCUACUUGACCUUACACAAGCUGCAUUACAGUUUGCACAAGUUGUUGAAACAGUGGCCUGCACUAAAUGCAGAAUCAUACACCUAUUUCAAUUUUGUUAUAACCAAUUUUGACUGGUUAGUUCUUCGCAUACAUUCUAAUCUGGUUUCAGUCACCAAUAAACUGACAACCUAAAUGCAAUACAAGUGUCAGAAUUUUGCUUGUUGGAUGUCUUAUUUGCUUUUCUUGGUUGCCCCACAAUAAAUUUGCAUGUUUGAUGUGGUGGUCUUUAUUGUUUGAUCUAUGGGGAAUAUGGAAAUGUGUAAUUUACCUUGCCGUUUAUUUGCUGUUUUAGUGGGAAUUUGUUAUUCAACUGAGAUUUAUCUGCUUCGCUAACUUUCUUAUUAUUGAGUUCAAGUACUGAAUGUGCUGGGUGUAUAGUAUUAAAUACUUUCUAAACAACGCCUUAUUCCUCUUAUGACAGGAAGCCAACAACGAUGACUGGGAUAUAGAUGCAAGAAGAAGAUGAGGAUGAUGCAGAAGAUGGCGAUUCAAAGUAUGAUUCAGAUGCAGAAGAUGAAAAGGAGACUCCUCAUGAUUAGCUCUAGAGGAAAUCGAGAGAGUUUUCGACGAUUUUCACAGACGAGUUAAUUGGGUAGUAUUCAAAAUUGCAGUCACCUUGAGAACCAUUUCAUUUCAUGGAGAGAACAACUUGAGCGGAGAGCAUUGUUGCAUAACCUGUGCGUGUCCUUAAACCUGAACUUUUAGAAGCAUUUAGUCCAUUUUCCUGAUGCAAUGAAUGGUGUUAAAAUGGACUAACGACAUCUUUUAUUCUUGUCAUGUCACCUUUUUUUUUGUUUUGUUCUUCCCUUUCGUGGUUUCAAGUACCAUAUCAAGCCGGAGAUGUUUUCAAUUGUAGGUUUGAAUUGCAUCGACGUGUACUGCUCGGAGGAAACCCAAACAUCGAGUCAUGUCUUUUUCCCCGGAACAAGAUCCGGUAACCCGCAUCCAACUCGCCAACUUCAAAACUGCCCCUAUAGAUCUGCUAUUUAAUUACCUUGUAAGAUAACGUCUGCUUAGUCUCCCGCCCCUACCCGACCCCCCCUCUUUCGGCGAUCAGAUCGGUGGUGACGGAUCGUAAACGAUUCCGAUCGCCAGAUCCCAUCUUCUCGGCAGGGUUCCCGGAGAGAUUCGAUAGAUCUGGUCGCCGGCCCGUCCGCCCGCGAUGUUUCUUUUCGAUUGGUUCUACGGAGUUCUCGCCUCACUUGGGUUGUGGCAGAAGGAGGCCAAGAUCCUGUUCCUGGGGCUCGAUAAUUCCGGGAAGACGACGCUGCUUCAUAUGCUCAAGGACGAGCGACUGGUUCAGCACCAGCCAACGCAGCACCCGACAUCGGAGGAGCUGAGCAUCGGGAAUAUCAAGUUCAAGGCGUUUGAUCUGGGAGGUCAUCAGAUCGCACGGCGCGUGUGGAAGGAUUACUUCGCUAAGGUGGACGCAGUGGUAUAUCUAGUGGACGCAUGGGACAAGGAGAGGUUUGCAGAGUCCAAGAAGGAACUGGAUGCGCUCCUCAUUGACGAUGCCUUGGCAAAUGUCCCGUUCCUCGUCCUGGGGAACAAGAUCGACAUCCCACAUGCGGCAUCUGAGGAGGAGUUGUGCUUCCACCUAGGCCUGCACCACUUCAUAACCGGGAAGGGCAAGGUUAAAAUUACCGACCCCAAUGUCCGCCCCGUUGAGGUCUUCAUGUGCAGCAUCGUGCGCAAGAUGGGUUACGGUGAUGGCUUCAAAUGGCUUUCGCAAUACAUAAAAUAGGACCCUAUUUUGAUGUGGCUCAACCUGUCAUUUGAUUUUGGAUUUUAGUGGGAUGCAGUGCAUGGCCAUCCUGAUGUUUUCCAUUCGUUUCGCAUAGUACACAGACAAAGACAGGAUUACAUCUUCCCCUUCGAGCUAUAGUUCCUCAUGUGAUGCUCGAUUUUUUGUUGCUACAACUUGAUCUGUUACAGUUUCUCAUGAGCAAUUUAUACUUGGAUU
Musa acuminata subsp. malaccensis (wild Malaysian banana) is the source of this 2363-nucleotide messenger RNA. The record is from RefSeq and is a predicted model, not a curated record. Lineage: Eukaryota; Viridiplantae; Streptophyta; Magnoliopsida; Zingiberales; Musaceae.